Messenger RNA from Amphiprion ocellaris (clown anemonefish), 1651 nucleotides. It is a transcript of the gene rlbp1a, whose product is annotated as retinaldehyde binding protein 1a. The record is from RefSeq and is a predicted model, not a curated record. The transcript is spliced from 8 exons. Gene Ontology annotation, cellular component: membrane. Bases 142 to 1080 code for a protein of 312 amino acids. Gene Ontology annotation, molecular function: phosphatidylinositol bisphosphate binding. Lineage: Eukaryota; Metazoa; Chordata; Actinopteri; Pomacentridae.
AUUUUAAUCCCACUCUGAGUGAUGGUUUGUGGAGCUCCUCCCCUCCUGGUCGUCUCUGCCCCUGUAGCUUCGUCUGCCUCUUUCUGCAGCUCUCUCUCAUCCUGUCUGCUGAAGUGGUGGCUGCUGUGAGACGCUGCAACCAUGGCUGCUACUGGAACUUUUCGCAUGGUGUCAGAGGAGGAACAGGCCAUGAGGGCGAAGCUGGAGCAUCUGACGGUGAAGGACCACGGGCCGGUGUUUGGACCGUGCCACAAACUGCCUGGACACACCGUGCAGAAGGCGAAGGAUGAGCUGAAUGAGACGGAUGAGAGACGGGCGUCGUCGCUGAAGGACCUGAGGACCACGAUGAAGGACAGAGCAGCCGAGGGCGACGAUCUGGCCAAACUGGUGCUGGAGCGUUUCGGGGAAACGCCGGACUCUCUGCUGCUGCGCUUCCUCAGAGCCCGGAAGUUUGACGUCAUCAGAGCCCACGAGCUCAUGAAAGGUUAUGUGCGCUUCAGGAAGGAGUAUCCGGAGCUGUUUGAGAAUCUGACCCCCGAGGCGGUCCGUAGCACCAUCGAGGCCGGUUACCCCGUAGUUCUGCCCAGCAGGGACCGGUUCGGCCGCGUGGUUCUGCUCUUCAACAUCGACACCUGGGACCUGGAGGAGAUCACCUUCGAUGAGAUCUUGAGAGCGUACUGUGUGAUCCUGGAGAAGCUGCUUGAGAAUGAAGAAACCCAGAUUAAUGGCUUCGUCCUGAUUGAGAAUUUCCGCGGCUUCACCGUGCAGCACGCCUCGGGGAUUAAACCGGCUGAGCUCAAGAAGAUGGUGGACAUGCUGCAGGAUUCUUUCCCGGCCCGUUUCAAAGCGGUCCACGUCACCCACCAGCCCUGGUACUUCACCACCACAUACAAUGUGGUGAAACCCUUCAUGAAGAGUAAAUUGCUGGAGAGGGUCUUCGUUCACGGCGACGAGCUCAACAACUACCUCAAAGAAUUCGAGGCGGAUCUCCUGCCUGCGGAUUUCGAUGGAAAAGGCCCCGUGUCCGACUACCAAGCCAUUGCCAACAAGAUUUUUGGCUCCGAAGACACUGCUCUCUGAAAGAACAAUUCCAGCCCGAGCACGGAGUCCUUCUGGUGUGUUCAGAUCAGAUAUGUGGUCUAUUCUGUAGCUAGGUUGUUUUCUAUUGCUAUUAUUCAAGCAGUUUCUGUGAGCGAAAAGAAGUAUAUAGAGUUAGGAGCAGGGGAUGGUUUGCAAAUGAGAAAUGGGAUAUAAAUGGAACAGAAAAAGGAUGUUUAGAUGUCACAGAGAGAAUAACUGAUAGUUAACACUGCAGGAAUGACGGUGAUGUGACGACGUAGAUCACAACAACUUUGGUUUCUUUGCCCCAGAAAUCACAAGAAGAGGCCUAAGACCCUGUCAGACGAAUGAAGGGGCAGAUUCUGAUUUACAGCAUUGAGGUUGGGUUUUUAUUUAGAGAGGAAACUGAUGAGGGAUAAGCCUGCAUUAGAGUAUUGAUUAAGGAGCGAUGUCCUCCUGAUGCAGUGCCUUAAACCGGCCCCCGUCGACAGCCUUCUUUACAGGAGUAUCAUGAGAGCUGUGAUACUCAGUAACAUAAACGUAUAUUCUGAAAUUUACAGGAAAUGUGUAAUAAAAUAGAUGUUUUUGUGUG